Diabrotica virgifera virgifera (western corn rootworm) is the source of this 1304-nucleotide messenger RNA. Its product is annotated as zinc metalloproteinase nas-1-like. Gene Ontology annotation, biological process: proteolysis. NCBI's taxonomy places the organism in Eukaryota, Metazoa, Arthropoda, Insecta, Coleoptera, Chrysomelidae. The coding region runs from base 40 to 903 and encodes 287 amino acids. The record is from RefSeq and is a predicted model, not a curated record. The transcript has 2 exons. Gene Ontology annotation, molecular function: metalloendopeptidase activity; zinc ion binding.
UACAAAUUUCAUCUGUAGUGUAGUAAGUGAAUUUUAAAGAUGCAGCGUUUAUUGGUUUUUGUUUUUAUAUUACAUGUUACCGAUGUUAACGCAUUGCAGUUAAAAAAUUUCAAAGUUGGUGAAUGUACAUAUGAGGGAGAACGUAAACUAUCUCCAGAACCAAGUCCAUGUUCAAGCUCCACGAAGUUAAGAACUGCUUUAACAGAUCGUGCUAGUCUAUGGGAUAAUGGACGAGUACCAUAUGUAUUUAACGGAACUUUUACAGAUCGUGAGAAAAAAACUAUGCAAAAAGUUAUGGAACUCUACCAACAUUACACAUGCAUUAAAUUUGUACCCAAAACAAAAAAUGACAAAUUUUAUGCAAUAAUUGUCAAUGACCGUGAUGAAUGUUGUUCUGAGCUUGGUAAGCUUCCUAGUGGUAGUAGACCUAGCGUAAUAACACUAGGUCCAAGUUGUUUUCAUGAAGAUGUAGCUGGAACUGUAAUACAUGAAUUCAUGCACCUUAUUGGAUUUUAUCAUGAAUUUGUCAGGUCCGAUAGAGAUAAUUAUAUUGAGGUUACUCCGCUAAACAUACUUCCAAAGCAUAGAAAGGAAUUUAAAAUAGAGAGUGGCAAUACGUUCAAUAUUCCCUACGACUAUGAUUCCAUCAUGCACUAUAGUGUUUAUCAGGCCGCUAUCCAAUAUCCCCUCAAGAGCUUUGUUGCAAAAGAUAAGAGUGUGAUGGAAUCCCGUAUGGGACAGAUAUGUGGAUUUAGUAAAGGUGACAUAACAAAAAUAAAUAUAGUGUAUAACUGCCCGCAAAAGACUGCCGACCUAAACCUUCAAGAUGAUGUUCUGUACGGGGUGGAUAUAUCAACUGUAGAAGUAAAAUAUGAAAUUUUAGAUAAAUGUGAGGUAUGCUGAGAACUAAUCUUUUAGAUUCUAGUUUAAGCUAAUUGGUUUAUAAUAAUUAAGGAAUCUCAUUGAUGCCAUUUUAAAUAAUGGAAUUUGUAUUUUCUGCUGAAGAAUUUGCACAAACAUUGUACCUUCACAGCACCCUCUACGAAUUUUCAAAAAUGUAGUUCAAAUGGUUACUAAGAGGAACCUACAAAUCCACUGACUUUAAAUAGGUACCGAAAAAGUAAUUUCAAACUAAUACAAUUUUCUGUAUCUCUUGAUCAACUUACUGGAUUUUGAUCUUCCUUUUUUUAAUCAGUAUGUAAUUUCUACGUACAUUACAAAUAUGCAAUUUGUUUAUAAAUUUAUUAAUUAAUAAACAGUCGAAUUUGUUUAAACCAUUCUUGAAAAUAUAUAUUUUCUCAAAA